Messenger RNA from Penicillium subrubescens, 1674 nucleotides. Its product is annotated as putative pyridine nucleotide-disulfide oxidoreductase. The coding region runs from base 1 to 1674 and encodes 557 amino acids. The record is from RefSeq and is a predicted model, not a curated record. The transcript has a single exon. NCBI's taxonomy places the organism in Eukaryota, Fungi, Ascomycota, Eurotiomycetes, Eurotiales, Aspergillaceae. Gene Ontology annotation, molecular function: flavin adenine dinucleotide binding; oxidoreductase activity; thiosulfate-cyanide sulfurtransferase activity.
AUGAAGAUAGUCAUCGUCGGCGGGGCAGCUGGCGGAAUGUCAGCUGCACUUCGAGCACGAAGACUAGACGAGGAUGCCCACAUCACAUUAAUUGAGCAAGGAGACUCCCUGAAUUACGCCAAUUCUGGAAUCCCGUCGUCUGUAGGAGGUGUAAUUGAAACAGACACCUUCCUCAUCCACCAGUCAGCAGCGGGGUUGAAAGAGCGGUUCAACAUAGACAUGCGGGAAAACACCGAGCUCGUCGGUAUCUCGAAGGAGAAUCAUUCAAUACUACUCAAAGCGUCAAACACGAACGAAACCUAUCAGUUGUCGUACGACAAACUGAUUCUCGCCCAAGGAGCUCAUCCCAUGCCGCUACCUGCGCCAGGCAUCGAAGGCGAGCAUGUUUUCCGGUUCCAGACGAUGCUGGAUCUGCAUAAAAUCAGGGAUUAUGUUUCUGGCCACUUUUUCAAGUCAGCUGCGAUUAUAGGCGGCGGAUAUGUUGCUUUGAAGGCCGUCGAAGCCUUGCACAAUUUCGGACUCCGAAUUAGCAUCAUACACUUUCAGAAUCGCAUUUGCCAGGAUUUCGACCCUGAUAUUGCCAAUUUGAUACAAUCGGAGCUUGUGAAAAAUGGUGUUCACCUCCAUUUAAACGCAAAGAUUCAGCGCAUCGAUAUUGGAACGGCUGAAGACAGCCGUGUUGUGACUCUGGUCAACGGGCCUAGCGUCCCAGCUGAUCUUGUCAUAAUAGCGACCGAUCUAGCACCUUGCACCGAAAUUACAAAACAAUCGGGCCUCGAAUGCAGAGAUGAUGGUGUUCUUGUCAACGAGUUCAUGCAAACCAAUGACCCCGAUAUCUAUGCGGUUGGCGACAUGACCAAGACAACCAAUUUCAUUUCGUCAACGCCCAAGACUUUACCUCUUGGUGGUGCUGCGAGCCUACAGGGCCGGCUUGCAGUUGACCAUAUAAUGAAACGUGCAAUCCCGUAUCGUGGUCACAUAGGCAUGUAUAGCUGCAAGGUCCUCACCUUGACUGUAGCUAUUCUAGGGCUUUCGGUGGAGAAACUCAAGGAAGUCGGGUAUCAUCCUCAAUUCGUGACAGUCCACGUUCCUGACCACACUGGUUAUUAUCCAUCAAGUCAACAAAUGACUCUGAGAUUGGCCUUUCAGCCCGCCAGUGGACGUCUUCUCAGUGCUCAGAUUUUGGGUCGAAGGGGAGUGGACAAGCGACUUGAUGUCCUGUCCGUUGCUUUGCAAAGCGGCAUGACUGUCUUUGACUUGGAGAACCUCCAGCUAUCAUAUGCUCCCGAAUAUGGCUCGGCAAAAGACCCCGUGAACGUGCUAGGCAUGGUCGCAGCUAACUUACUCCGAGGAGACCUGCAUACGGUCACGGCUGCUGAGUUGGAAGCUCGGCUCGAUGACUGGCAAAUCAUAGAUGUACAGUCUCCGGAAAUUUUUGCUCAAGGACAUGUUCCAGGAGCUCUCAAUGUUCCUAUUGACACCCUGCGCAAUCGUUUGGCUUGUAUAGACAAGCGGAAACCUGUUGUGGUCUACUCUAGAGUCGGCUAUCAUGGCUACCUUGCAUACCGAACCCUUGCUCAGCUAGGGUACAAAGUUUUUAAUUUAGACGGGGGAUUCAAAUUAUUUUCUGAAGGUGGGUCAAGACUGGGUAUAGCAUCUGGGAAAGUCAGUUGA